UUAUUUACAACAAAAUGGCGAGGGUGUAGCAUUAAGGGUUUUCUUUACUUAUUUUCCAUAAUCCAGUCUCGUUACCGGUUAUUUGUUUCAACAAAAACUGAAUAAAUAGCGAACUGUUCAAAGUCCUACAACCUGUUGUAACUUGUGAGAGUAAACGGGGUCGAAGUUCAGCGCAGCGCGUUGUUGGGCUCAACCUUUCACUCACAUGAAUUAUGCUUUGUCACUUAUACACAGCUCUUACUGUUACAUCCACCUAGGGGUAAGAGCUGUUGUCGUGCUUUUGCAUGGACUCCGAAGUAUGACCGUGGACACAUUUGAUCGGAUGCUUUUAUUGAACUGUAAGGAGGAGAUCGAGUGGAAUAAAGCCUAAAUGUCCUUUGGUCGAGAAAGUUAACGCGUAAAUAACUGUCGAUUAUGGAUGCAGCAAAGAAGCAGAAAGUGAUUUACAUCACUUACCUCAUCGUAAUUCUGGACAUCACCUGGCUCUUCCUCCAGUUCUCCAUAACACCGUAUUUGGCAAGGAGGCUUGGGUUCGACACAAUUUGGUUCGGGUAUCUGCAGACCACAGUUGGAGUUAUUCAGCUGAUUGGAGGCCCUAUUUAUGGAAGGUUUGCGGAUGUGUUUGGAGCACGUGCAGCCCUGUCUGUGUCCUGCUUGGCAUCUGUGGUUUAUUUCUCAAUGCUGGCAGUGGCUGACAGCACGUUUAUGCUUUUCAUACACAAAUUGCCUGCUGUGUUCAUGCAUGUACUGCCAGGAUGUCAAAUGGUGGUAGCAGAUCUGUCAGCGAGUGAGAAGCGGGCAGAUGCUCUUGGAAAACUCGGUCUCUGUUUUGGCAUUGGCAUGAUCACAGGAUCAUCAUUGGGUGGAACUCUCAGCACUCGGUUUGGGGAAACGUUUGCAGCAUCUUUUGCAGCUGUAGGGAGUUUUGUAUCUUUCCUGUUGGUGUGGAACUUCAUCCCUAAACAGACCAAAGUACACACUACGCCAGAGAGUGAAAAGAAGGAACCAUCUAAAUCUGUGUUUAAUCUGGGGGAGAUUACUAGAUUGAUGAAAUUUCCAGGUGUUGCCAAAACAUUUACAGUGAAGAUUAUUUCUGGAUUACCAACAGGUAUAUUUCAAGUUAUGUUCUCCAUCAUUGCUAUAAACUUCUUCCAACUGCAGGCAGAACAGAAUGGAUAUUUGAUGGCAUAUUUUGGGAUUGUAAAUAUGGUAAUUCAAGGUGCUGUAAUUGGGCGUCUAACAUCUAGAUUUCCAGAAUAUUCUUUAUUGCUCUUCUCUAUUGGGUUGUCCAGUCUGGUUGGACUUGCACAGGCUAUGAUGACCAUCGUGUUUCAGUUUUGUUUCAUUGUGAUUCCAAUGAUGUUCUCUCUCAGUAUCUUCAAUGUCAUCACAGAUAGCAUGUUGACUAAGAGCGUCUCUCCAUCUGACACAGGAACCAUGCUGGGUCUGUGUGCGUCGGUUCAGUCUCUUUUGCGAACGGUGGGCCCGACUAUUGGAGGAUUUCUUUAUGAGACAUAUGGGGUUCCAUCCUUUGGACUCAUUCAGUUUGCCACCAAUGCUGCUGUCUUCAGCCUUCUGCUUGCCACUGGAGGGCGCUCACAGCCCCAUAGACCAUGACACAGUUAUUUAUGUUGUGUGAGGUGGCAAUUUAAAUAGGCAUUUUAUUUGCCUUCUUACUUACUGCAUCAUAAGUGAAUCACAAAUAGGCCAGCUACUCUCAGUUGUGUGAAUACCAUAGAUUUGUCAAAUAUCUUGUGUUACUGUCAAAUAAAAUGUAUACAAAUGAUGCAUUGAUUUUUUUCUUAUUUCAGUAUUUUUGUAAUGAAGUUUAUACAUUAAGAGAUAUUAUGUGGCAUAGUCCUUUUUUGUCUGUAAGCCAACAAGUUGUGCAAUAAUAUUAUAAGGGUGCUGUAUUUGCAGUAGAAUACACAUCUGUAAAAUGACAAAAAAUGUUAAUUAUUCAUGUUUGUAGUGUAUUAUCAUUAUGCAAAAUGCAUAAUCACCUUGAGUUACAUUGUAUCCGAAUGAAAGAAUUUUCAAUAAAAUCUUUAUUUCAA
Messenger RNA from Triplophysa rosa, 2057 nucleotides. It is a transcript of the gene slc67a1, whose product is annotated as solute carrier family 22 member 18. Gene Ontology annotation, molecular function: transmembrane transporter activity. Lineage: Eukaryota; Metazoa; Chordata; Actinopteri; Cypriniformes; Nemacheilidae. Gene Ontology annotation, biological process: transmembrane transport. The transcript is spliced from 10 exons. The coding region runs from base 415 to 1617 and encodes 400 amino acids. The record is from RefSeq and is a predicted model, not a curated record.